AUGUUCAACUCACAUACAUUAUCACUCUCUAGUUCUUCAAUCUUAAUGGGGAACAAGAGGUCUGGCUUACUGUUCCCAAAUAUGGCUUUCAUGUUCAUUCUCACUCUCUUUUCCAUUUUGAGUUGCAAUUCGUUGGUAGCAUCGGGGAGCAAUAUCGUGGAGGAGCAGAGCAAUGUAGAAACUUACAUUGUCCAUUUGGAGAAGCCCGAUGACCGAGUUUUCACUCAAUCAGAUGAUUUAGAAAGCUGGUAUCAAUCAUUUUUGCCGGUAACCACUGCAAAUUCGAAUGAAGCACCGCGCAUAAUAUAUGCAUACCGCAAUGUGGUUACUGGUUUUGCUGCCAAAUUGUCUGCUGCGGAUGUCAAAGCCAUGGAAAAGAAGGAUGGCUUUGUGACUGCCAGGCCUCAGAAAGUACUGUCUUUACAUACAACUCACAGUCCUAAAUUCUUGGGAUUGCAACAAAAUCUAGGUUUUUGGAGUGGCUCAAAUUAUGGUAAAGGUGUGAUUAUUGGAGUUAUAGACUCUGGAGUUUUGCCAGACCACCCUUCGUUUGGCGACGGAGGAAUGCCACCUCCACCUGCUAAAUGGAAGGGGAAAUGUGAACUCAAUAGCACUUAUGCUUGUAAUAACAAGCUCAUCGGUGUAAAGCGUUUUAUCAGUGAUCCAGAUGAGACUGAGGUGGACGAAGAUGGGCAUGGCACUCACACAGCAAGCACUGCCGCCGGAAACUUUGUGAAAGGGGCCAAUGUGUUUGGCAAUGCCAAUGGCACUGCAGUUGGCGUAGCACCACUUGCUCACUUGGCCAUUUACAAGGUAUGUUCAUUUGGUUGUUCUGAUAGUGACAUAUUGGCUGGAAUGGACGCUGCUAUUGAGGAUGGUGUUGAUGUGCUUUCCAUCUCCCUUGGUGGAUUUUCCAGUCCUUUCUCCUCAGACAGUGUUAUCGUUGGUGCAUUUACUGCAAUGCAAAAAGGCAUUUUUGUGAGCUGUUCGGCUGGUAACUUUGGUCCGUUCAAUUUCUCAUUAUCGAAUGAGGCCCCAUGGGUUCUCACCGUUGGUGCAAGCACUAUUGAUCGAAGCAUAAGGGCCACUGCAUUACUAGGAAACACUGAAGAAUUUGAUGGCGAGUCAGUUUUCCAGCCUAAAGAUUUCCCUCCGACGUUGUUGCCUCUUGUUUACCCACAGUCAAACGGAACUGAAGAUUAUGCUCCAUUCUGUGCCACGGGAUCAUUGAACAACACCGACGUCAAAGGGAAGGUGGUGUUGUGUGAUGCUGGUGGUCCGGUAACAAGAGUAGACAAAGGACAAACUGUAAAGGAUGCUGGUGGAGCUGCCAUGAUUUUGAUGAACCAAGACUACAGGGCCUACACUACCUUUGCUGAUGUUCACGUCCUUCCUGCAACACAUGUGAGUUAUGCUGAUGGAUUAAAGAUCAAGGCCUAUAUAAAUUCAACAUCAAGGCCAAUGGCUACAAUCUUAUUCAAAGGAACCAUAAUUGGGGCUAAUCACGCUCCUAUGGUUGCUGCUUUCUCUUCCAGGGGCCCUAAUGGAGCAAGCCUAGGAAUUUUGAAACCUGACAUUAUUGGUCCUGGUGUGAAUAUUCUUGCUGCAUGGCCUUUCUCUGUGGAAAACAAAACCGAUACAAAAUCGACAUUUAACAUAGUCUCAGGUACCUCAAUGUCAUGUCCUCAUCUUAGUGGCAUCGCAGCUUUGCUUAAAGCUGCACACCCUAAUUGGUCUCCGGCUGCCAUCAAGUCCGCUAUCAUGACUACUGCUGAUCAAUUGAACCUCGACAACAAGCCCAUCAUCAAUGAAAGGCUACUCCCAGCUGAUAUCUUUGCCAUUGGAGCAGGCCAUGUCAACCCAUCAAAAGCAAAUGAUCCGGGACUUGUUUACGAUAUUCAGCCUGACGAUUACAUAUCUUACUUAUGCGGUUUGAAUUACACACGCCGACAACUUAUAGUCAUUGUGCAACGGCCGGUGAAUUGCUCAAAAGAAUCAACUAUUCCUGAAGCACAACUAAACUACCCUUCAUUUUCAAUCAUAAUGGGGUCGACUGACCAAACAUAUACCAGGACAGUAACUAAUGUUGGUGAAGCUAUUUCAUCGUACACUGUCGAGAUUUUUCCACCACAAGGAGUCGAUGUUAGUGUUAAGCCUACUAGGUUGGACUUCUCAGAUGUGAACCAACAGAUGACAUAUCAAGUCACAUUUAGCAGAUCGACUGGUGGCAUGAAUGCCAUCUCUGCACAAGGAUUCCUGAAAUGGACUUCUACCAAACAUGUUGUUAGAAGUCCAAUCGCUAUUCUGUUCGAGUGA
Molecule: messenger RNA, 2316 nt
Organism: Ilex paraguariensis (yerba mate)
Lineage: Eukaryota; Viridiplantae; Streptophyta; Magnoliopsida; Aquifoliales; Aquifoliaceae
Source: the annotation of a GenBank genome assembly